This is a messenger RNA of Aspergillus luchuensis, 285 nucleotides long. RefSeq lists its product as uncharacterized. The record is from RefSeq and is a predicted model, not a curated record. Lineage: Eukaryota; Fungi; Ascomycota; Eurotiomycetes; Eurotiales; Aspergillaceae. The transcript has a single exon. Bases 1 to 285 code for a protein of 94 amino acids.
AUGAACUUCAAUGGUCGUUCAAGUGCGGGGUGGGCAUCUGGCUAUUUCUGCGUCUGCUCUCUCCUGCCAAUUGCCCAGGGGCAUAUGCUGACCCUAAACGAAGAGCAAAUCCCGAAGCCACCUCUCCAAAUGACCAUGCAGGCCUCGGUUCAAGACGCCAUCUGGGGGAAAUGGAUCGGCGUGGGCAUGGUCAAGGCGAAAAUGUGUGCGACUCAUGGGACCGCGCCGUUGGUCAAUAGGCGUCUCAAGUACACAACGAUACUUGGAAAGCGGUUCCAGAUCUGA